Daphnia pulicaria is the source of this 531-nucleotide messenger RNA. RefSeq names its product glycine-rich protein 3-like. The transcript has 3 exons. The record is from RefSeq and is a predicted model, not a curated record. NCBI's taxonomy places the organism in Eukaryota, Metazoa, Arthropoda, Branchiopoda, Diplostraca, Daphniidae. Bases 137 to 376 code for a protein of 79 amino acids.
GAAGAGGGCGCGGUGUAUAAAAGCUGGCGCAUUCGGACCAGAUCGUCACAAACACCUUCCACCCUCCUUUCUCGUGAGCUGAGAUUGAAUAUCAACACUUUUAUUCGUCCAAUAACUCUCUACCCAAUCCAACAAUAUGGCCAUUCAUUUCAAAAUGAUGUUGUUGCUCGUCGCUCUGAUGCUGGUGGCAACGGCUGUGGCCAAAAAGAAGGGUUACUACUACCCAGUGUAUCACUACCCAGUGUAUCACUACGGAGGUUACGGUGGUCACUACGGAGGCUAUGGCGGUUACGGGGGCCACUCUAGCGGAUACGGAGGUUAUGGUCACGGCGGCAGCUACGGCGGCAGCUACGGCGGCGGCUACGGCGGAUAUUAAAUUACUGGAUUCUCACGUCCUGACGUAAUUUAACGUUUUCAUAUUUAAGUGCUUGUAUACUGCUAAAGACCACAAUACGUAAUGAAGAUUGUGAAACCAUAUUCCAUUUUUAGUAAAUAAACCCGGCCAAGUAAUAAUUGCGCCAUGCAAACGAA